Molecule: messenger RNA, 1165 nt
Organism: Didymodactylos carnosus
Lineage: Eukaryota; Metazoa; Rotifera; Eurotatoria; Philodinida; Philodinidae
Source: the annotation of a GenBank genome assembly
ACGUAAUAAAACAGCGGUUGAAGUAGCUUCGAAAUUGAGAGAGCUGUUUUUUGUUUUUGGUCCUCCACGUUUGUUGCAUAGCGAUAAUGGCAAAGAAUUUGUUGCUAAUGUCAUUAUUGAAUUGAAAUAGUUGUUUCCGGAAAUGUGUUUUGUACGAGGUCGUCCACGUCAUCCACAAUCACAAGGCUGCGUGGAACGAGCUAAUGGUAUUUUAACUGUUGCAUUGGGUAAAUGGAUGUCAACAAACAAUUCGGAUCGUUGGUCAGAAGGCCUUUUGUCGGUUGUUUAUGGAAUCAAUACAAGAAUAUCAAGUGUGACAAAAACAACACCAUUUGAAGUCAUGUUUGGACAACCACCGCGUUCGGAUUCAGAUUUUUGGAAAAUUGUUAAAGAACAUAAUGUUGAGGAUGAAGAUCAGUUACCAACAGCUGUUGCUGAAGCUGAUGAUGGAAGAGCUGUUGAUAUAACAAGUUGUACAUUAAAUUCAAAUGAAUUAGUUGAUGAUAUCGAUAGUGAUAUAAAUCUCCUUGUUAAAAAAUUAACAGAUGAUGCUGUUGAUACUGUUUGUAAUUCUGUUACUGAUUUAUCUUCUUCAAAUUCUCAUUCAGAUAUUUUAAUUUGCCAUCAUCGUCUAACUCUCUUGUUGGUUUACAAUCACCACUACGGUGCCAUACAAAAACGAGCAACAGAUAGUUAUUUGAAUAUUGCAAAUAAAAAACGGGAGGAGUAUGAUGCACAUUUAAAAACUAAAUCGGAAUUGUUAAAUAUUAAUGAUUGUGUUGGUGUAUCAAUUAAUACUGUUGAUCGAACGAAUACAGAUGCUAAACUUUUACCAUGUUUGAUAAUUUCAAAAGAAAAGAAAAAUGAUGAUAUAACGUUUAGAUUAGCUUGUAAAUUUGGUAAGUUACAAAAUUCAUACACAGUUGAAAGUUUAAUUGAUUUGAAAGAAGCCUGUCCUGCUGAUUUAAAGACAAUUGACGUUGAGGAACUUGAAGACAUUUCUUUUAUAGAAGCGUGUAAAUUAUAUGUUCGUAGUGCUGUAAAUGGAGUUACUUGUGAUUGUAAAUCACAAUGUGCUACUAAACAUUGUCCGUGCAAAAAAUCGAAUGUUGCGUGUUCAACGAAAUGCCAUUCGAAACGAGGACAAUGUAAAAAUAUGCAAUAG